GCUGCAAUUAGCCCGCUGAAAUUUCAGUUACGUAUUCUCCAUUUUCUGAGCCUGUUGCUUUUUGUUCACGAUGGCCGAAAGACCCGGAAUCCUUGCCCCGUUCCAUAUUAUCAGCUAUGGAACAUUGCUGGGAACUCAGACUUUUCAGACUUUCGUAGGCGGCAUUAUCGCCUUUAAAACCCUCCCCCGUCCCCAGUUUGCUGCGUUGCAAUCAUCGAUCUUCCCAGUAUAUUUCGGCCUGCAGACCCUUUUGCCCUUGGUAGUUGCUGCCACAUAUCCGGGUGAACAAUCAUUUGGUGGGUUUGGUCCUUCAAGUAUUUCCGGUGUUUUAGCCGAAGGCAACCGUCUCUCAACGUUGCUGCCAAUUGCCGUGACCUUUGUUAGCGGUCUCGCAAACAUGUUGGCAUUGGAACCUGCAGCAUCGAAGAUUAAAACUGAGAGGCAGCGACAAGAAUCUAUUGAUGGAAAGAAGUACUACGACCCAGGCCCGCAUUCAAAGGAGAUGAUGAGGCUAAACAAGUCAUUUGGCCGUAUCCAUGGCAUUUCUACUCUGGUCAACCUUGCUGGAUUGGCGGCCACUUUAUAUUAUGGCAAGACCUUGGCCGGACGUUUGGUUUGAUCGACCAUCUAUGUUGCUGCAAGGUGCCGGUUCUGGUUAAACACUUUUAGGUCCAAUUUUCGUGAUAAUUACAACAUCUACAUUGGCCACUGCCGGGGGACAAAGUCAAUAUGACUGGCUAUGAUCUUGAAAAUUGAUGAUCUCUGCUUCCACAGACUGUCUUCGUGGCCUCUUGUUGACUUUUCCGGCUUUUUUCGGGGCGUUUCUAAUCCUAAUGUAUAACAGCCCUGUUAUGCAUUUCCUUUACAUAAGUAUU
This is a messenger RNA of Coccidioides posadasii C735 delta SOWgp, 875 nucleotides long. RefSeq lists its product as uncharacterized. The record is from RefSeq and is a predicted model, not a curated record. NCBI's taxonomy places the organism in Eukaryota, Fungi, Ascomycota, Eurotiomycetes, Onygenales, Onygenaceae.